CCGCGGUUUGCUUCAGACGUACAGUAUCAAGUCGCUCUUCGAGUCGUGUGUGCCGAAAAAAUUGCAUGAAGCAAUUGUAGAAAAAAAAAUUAUAAAUUGAACAUAUUUUUCAUUGCAUGUAACAUAAAGUUUUUUUUUUGGACCGUUGAUUGGAUUCAUUGCGUAAGACGACAGCACCAUGACAGAAAGCGGAAUUAGAGAAUUCUUCAAAGGGAAGACUAUCUUCAUCACUGGUGGUAGUGGAUUUAUGGGAAAAGUGUUGCUGGAGAAGCUCCUUUACUCAUGCUCAGAUUUGAAAGAAAUUUUCCUCCUGAUGCGUCCAAAGCGUGGUAAAACUGGCGAACAAAGAGUUCAAGAAUUCGCUCAGAUUCCGGUUUUUCAUCGAAUCGUCAAGGAGAUGCCUGACCAAUUUAAGAAGAUUACUCCAGUUUAUGGCGACAUCGUUAGUGAUCGUCUUGGACUUAGUGAUGAAGAAUAUAAACGAGUAGUCAGCACAACAAAUGUUGUCUUUCAUUUGGCUGCUUCAUUGAAAUUAGAAGCAACUUUGAAGCCAAAUGUUGAGAUGAACUUAACUGGUACCUGGAAUGUUCUUGAAAUGUGUAAAGAAAUGAAGGAUCUUCUUGCUGUUCUCCAUUUAUCAACGGCUUUCUGUAAUUGUGACCAAAAUGUUUUAUACGAAGAAGUUUACGAAUGGGAGCAAAAGCCACUUGACUUGGUAAGAUGCUCAAAAUGGAUGAGUGAGGAAGCUAUGAGUGAAAUGGGUAAUAUUCUGAUGAAGCCACAUCCAAAUACGUACACUUAUACCAAAAGAAUGGCUGAAAUUCUUGUCAGAGACAUUUAUAAUGAAGGACUUUUGAAUGUCUGCAUUAUUCGUCCAUCGAUUGUUACACCAGCAUGGAAGGAACCACUUGAAGGAUGGGUUGAUUCAUUGAAUGGACCAAUCGGUAUCAUGAUUGCGGGUGGAAAGGGAGUUUUGCGUUCAAUGAUGUGUGAAUCUGAAUAUACAGCUGAAGUUAUUCCAGUUGAUAUGGCAAUCAGUGGUAUUAUUGGUGUUGCUUACAUUAUGGGUACAAUGAAGGAACGACCAAGCAAAAUUCCAGUCUACAAUGUUACAUGCAGUGAAAAGAAACGUGUGACUUGGGGAACAGUCUUAAAUGACGGAAAGAGACUUACUUAUGAAUAUCCAUUUGAUGCUGGUCUUUGGUAUCCAAAUGGAGAUGCCACAAUGAAUCCAAUCAAACAUUAUUUAACACUUUUCUUCUGCCAAUGGAUUCCAGCAGUUCUUAUUGAUUUCUUGAUGCUCAUUUUCUGUCAGAGAAGAUUUAUGAUUCGUGUACAGAAGAAGAUUUACAUUGGGCUUGGUGUCUUGCAGUUUUUCACAACACGUAUCUGGGACUUUAGGUCUGAUAAUUAUAAGAAGAUAUACCAUACAUUAUCGCCUGAGGAACGAGUCAUUUUUAACACAAACACAGAAGAGGUUGAUCAAGAUGAGUAUUUGAAGAACAUCAUUAUUGGUGGUCGUCAGUAUUGUCUUAAAGAAUCUUUAGAUAAUUUACCAAGAGCAAGAUUGCACUUGAAAAUCCAAUAUGCUGUAGACAUCAUUUUCAAAAUGUUUAUGCUAUACUACUUUGGAAAAUGGUUCCUCAACCUUACAGGUCUUUCAAAUGUAAUCAAUAACCUCAUGAACUCACAAUCAACUGAUUCAACGUAAAUUCAUUAGUAAUUUGGAUAUACACCAUUUUAUGAUUUGAUAUGUUACCAUUAAGAGGGUCAUUACCUCCUUUAUAUUCAAAAUUUAUUAUUGUGAUGGCUGAAGGGCAAAAUUUUUACUUGUAUUUUAAUCGAAUUUAAUAAAGAUUUUAUAUUUUUUGCUGAAUUAUUUUAGUGGAA
Messenger RNA from Chironomus riparius, 1890 nucleotides. The record is from the annotation of a GenBank genome assembly. NCBI's taxonomy places the organism in Eukaryota, Metazoa, Arthropoda, Insecta, Diptera, Chironomidae.